ACACACACUGACUUCACCUUGAUAACACACAUACAGAGGUCGCAUGACGCUCAACUUAACUUCUCCAUGGCCGAAUCGUCUCUAUCUUCACCAUCAUCGCUUCCUAUCGACUUCCAACGAAGCCACACAAAGUUUGUCAAAAUCCCAGGUUUUUUGCAAUCUUCGUAACUACAAGAACAUCAAGGCUUCAUUGAGUGAGAGCUAUCAUGAAGGUGCUGUAGCGGCUGGUGAUGAUGAUGCUGGUAAUGGUGAUUUUGAGUUGAUUAUUAAUAGAGUUUCGGCUGCAAAAGAUGCGAGUGAAGCACUUGAGGUGUUUGGUGAAAUGACCAAGAGAAGCGGUGGUGUCGUCAGUACUUCUGAUUGUUCUUUGAUCAUUUCGGCUGCGCUUGAUCGGAACAAUGCGGAUUUGGCACUGUCGAUUUUUAAAGCCAUGAGGUCGAGUUUCAAUGCAGGUGUGGGAGAUAAAGAUGUUGGUGACAGAUGGAGGUGGUCCAGACCUGAUGUAAAUACAUACACACUGUUAGUUCGGGGUCUUGCAGCAUCAUUGAGGGUUUCAGAUGCCCUUAGGAUCAUUGCUAAUGUUUGCCGAGUUGGAGUAUCUCCUGGUGAAGAGGUUCCUUUUGGUAAGAUUGUAAGAUGUCCUAGUUGUAUGAUAGCUGCUGCUGUUGCACAACCCCAAAAUGGUAUUCAGAUUGUUUCUUGCUCCAAAUGCCGUUACCAAUAUGAGCUUGUUUCUGGCAACAUAAUUAGUAUCGAGUCAGAAGAAAUCAGCAUGGAUGUGCCUGCAUGGAAAAAGGGGCUACAGUUAUUGCAGCUAGUGAAAGAAAGUACUCCUGCUGCUGUUCACUCCAUUGUGGUCCAGACACCAUCUGGUAUGGCUCGAACCCACAGAUUUGCUACUAAAACAGUUGAUCUCCCUGCACAAGAAGGGGAACGGGUGACAAUUGCUGUAGCUGCUCCAUCGAGUGUCUAUCGGGAAGUGGGUCCCUUGAAAUUUAGCCCCAAAACCCCCAACUAUUACCCUGGAGAGCCCAUGUGCCUAACAAACCAUCAAGAUGGCAGAGAAUCACCAUUACUGAGAGCCCCUACAAAAAAUGGAGGACUGUCCUUAUUUAGCCCAGCUGUCUUUUUUCCGCUUCUCACUGUCUUAGCCACAGGAGAUAUGGCCUCAGGAAUAAUAGAUCCCAGCUUACCUCAAUUUAUUACGGUUGCAGCUGUUUCAUCUUUAGCUGUCGGAGCCACUUUAAACGGUCUGGUAUUUCCACAGUUCAAUCGACUUCCUCAAAGACUUGUGGAAACAGUUGCCAUAAGGCAGCAACUACUGUCUCAGUAUGAUACACUUCAAUCUCGCAUUAAGGAUUUAAAAGACGCUGCUGACAAUGAGGUAUGGAUGCUGGCUCGUAUGUGCCAACUGGAGAACAAAAUUGUCGCUGUUGGAGAACCUUCUUACCGUGCACGGAGAAGUAGAGUCAAAAGGGUGCGUGAAGGCUUGGAAAGUUCCUUGAAAUCACGAAUCGAACUGAUUGAAAGCUAUGCAAGAAUUUCUUCAAUGAUCGAAAUAGAAGUAGAAAUGGACUCUGAUGUCCUAGCUGCUGAAGCAGCCAGCAAUGUGGAGACUAUUGCUGAACAAAUAGAACAGAUAAUGGAGCUUGAAAAUCUUGAAGAGAAAUGGAGAAUUCAAGCGGAGGCAAAUGAUGAGGUGGAGAAACUUCUGAGUUCAGAGACCGUCGUACCUUCACAACAGGUUCCAGAUAUAUAGCCAUUGAUUAGUCGAACAAUCAGCUUUCUUACACAAUCCUCAUAUAUACUCUUUUGAUAAUUUAUCUCUCCACAAAGUUAGGAACCAUCAUAACCACCCCAGUUCCUACUUUCAAUUAGAUCAAGAGGAUUAUUGAAAAAGAGAAUUUGGUGCCUGCUUG
Molecule: messenger RNA, 1919 nt
Organism: Cynara cardunculus var. scolymus (artichoke)
Lineage: Eukaryota; Viridiplantae; Streptophyta; Magnoliopsida; Asterales; Asteraceae
Exons: 12
Coding region: 44-1759 (571 amino acids)
Molecular function (GO): protein binding
Source: RefSeq, a predicted model, not a curated record